AUGGCAUAUGCAUGUCUUUUAUUUGCUUCUUGUUUAGAUCCUAGCACUAUUAUUAUAGAUUUCUUGAGAUUUCUUGAAUCAACAAGGUCUACCAUUGAACCAUCUUCAUCUGGUACAGUUGUUCCAACUUUAACUGCAACAAGUGUUUUAUUGUCAUCUGCAUCAAGUGGACCGCCUUCCGCUGGUACAAUUGUUUUAUCGUCAUCUGCAUCAAGUGGACCGCCUUCAGCUGGUACAAUUGUUUUAUCGUCGUCUGCAUCAAGUGGACCGUGUACAUCUUCUACGAUUGUUUCAUGUCCAUCUGCAACAACUGUUCCACCUGCUCAACCUUCUGCUGAACUUACAUAUGAAGCCUACAAAAUUUAUACCCAGCAUCCUGGACCCACCAGCAACAAGUCAUAUUUGCGAAUUAUGGGUCCAAAAAAUAGUGGAUCUGUAUUUCCGGAUGCAGUGAAACACUAUUUAGCUGGAAACUUCAAUUUGCGCAAUAAAAUAUUUACACACUGUAAAAAUGGGCAUGUAAUCUUGUCAUUUACUAAUAACAGUGAGUCAGUUGGUAAAACUCUUAAACAAGUGAAUGAGUUAUUUAACUUAAAUAUUAGUAAACGUCAACUCUAUAAUGAUCUUAACGUUGCCAAAAAAUUUACUAGCAAUUACGCAAGGGAUUAUUCAAAGUUUAAUGAUUUCUGUAAUCAAACUACUACAUACCAUUCAUCGAGCGUACCAAUGAACCAGGAAAUACAACUUAAUCAAAGUACUUCAUCGACAGUUAAUUCAGAGUCUUUUCUUCCAUCACUUCAUGAAAAUAUUGCUAUUUUACCUCUAGUCAACAAUAAGAUUUGGUCUCUUAAAGCCUCAGCAGAAUUGCCAAAAAAGAAAAAGAUCCGAGUUAUUAAGGAUAAUAGCGAAGAUGAUGUAGACUUUCAAAAAGAAUUACAAAUUUCAGGAUUGCAUGGUACAGAAAAAACAUUACUUAUAUACAUCCAUAUAAUAAACUGCAUUCGUGAAAUAGAAAGCAUUGCUGACGUUGUUGAAGUAGAUCAUAGCGAUUUGAUUGAUGAUCAUCACGUUUUAUUAAGAAUGACAAAAGCGGAUAUUAUAAAGGUGUAUGAUAAACCUCAAUCCAACGACUUCUACAAAACAAGAAGUUCCAAGAACAGUCGUUCAUCACUUUUAGCAAUUGCAUUGGUCGGUGAACGACUAAUGACUGGUGAGAUUACACUUGAAUUUUGGAGAGACGAGGAAGUAAAGCUCCAAGAAUCGUCUUUUUUGUUAGACCUUUACAGCGACAUUGAAUGGGAAGGCAUUCGAUGGAUCCUUAAGAAUAUGCACAACAAGUAUAAACAAAAUAAAAACUCAAACUUCAGCAACUUCGUAGCAGAAGCUAGAAGUAUAAUGAGAGCACUAAGAAGUACUCAAGGAAAAUAACUGUGUUUUGUUAAUUUACUUAUAUUUGAAUAAACCUGUUUUGUUUA
This is a messenger RNA of Hydra vulgaris (swiftwater hydra), 1475 nucleotides long. The record is from RefSeq and is a predicted model, not a curated record. NCBI's taxonomy places the organism in Eukaryota, Metazoa, Cnidaria, Hydrozoa, Anthoathecata, Hydridae.